This is a messenger RNA of Didymodactylos carnosus, 279 nucleotides long. The record is from the annotation of a GenBank genome assembly. NCBI's taxonomy places the organism in Eukaryota, Metazoa, Rotifera, Eurotatoria, Philodinida, Philodinidae.
AUGAAAUCAAUCCUUCGUCGCGCGUUUGCAUCAUUGGAAUUCGUAAAUGAUCAUUUGAAACAGUAUAUACUUGCUGUUGUUCAGCCACAUGUUGCUGCUGUUGAACGAAAUGUUGUACUAACGAUCGGAGCAACUGGAAUUGUUUCCAUUUCUUCUUCAAUGAAUAUCGAACGAACAGAUAGAUCAACGCACAGCCAACAAUUAGUAGUAACAUCGUCACAGCAACAUCUCGCCAAUUCAAAUGAAAUUGUUUUUGGUGCGCAUCAAAUAUGUUCUUGA